AUCCACACCACACACUACAACACGCUGUCUUGAAACUUCAACCUCUUUCACGUUUCUUCUUCUUCAUCAUCUUCUCUUCUUCUUGGUUCCCUCGAAGAAGCAAAGAAAAUGGCUACUAUCAUCGACUCUCAUUUCUUAGCGUUCACCGCACUUGUCACUAUUGGCUAUCAGUUUCUGUUUUUCGUCAUCACUGCGCUCCUCAAAUUCGACAAAGUCACUGAUUUUGCGGGAAGCACGAAUUUCAUCAUAAUUGCUGUAUUGACCCUGGUGAUCAAAGGCUCCUGGUAUUUUCGGCAGAUAAUCCUGACUUUGUUUGUUGGGAUAUGGGGAAUUCGCCUGGCGUUUUUCCUGUUAUUCAGAAUUUUGCAGUGGGGAGAAGACCGACGCUUUGAUGAAAUGCGUACUAAUUUGGGUAGACUGGCCAUAUUUUGGAUAUUUCAGGCUGCCUGGGUGUGGACUGUGAGUUUACCGGUUACAUUGGUUAAUGCAAGCGACAGAAAUCCCUUUCUACAUGUUGUGGAUAUAAUAGGUUGGAUCUUGUGGGCUGUCGGUUUUAUUGUGGAAGGUACAGCAGAUCAACAAAAGCUGAAUUUCAAAAGAUCAACAGAAAAUAGAGGGAAGUGGUGUAAUGUUGGAGUCUGGAAAUAUUCUCGUCAUCCUAACUAUUUUGGUGAGAUAUUGCUUUGGUGGGGGAUAUUUCUGGCAUCUACACCUGUACUGGAGGGUGCUGAAUGGCUGGUUAUCAUUGGACCGAUCUUUCUCACAUUGUUGCUUCUUUUUGUCAGUGGCAUUCCGCUGCUUGAGGAUUCGGCAGAUAAGAAGUUUGGUAAUGUAGAUGGAUAUAGGAUAUACAAAACAAGAACAAGCCCUUUAAUCCCAUUGCCACCAUCAGUCUAUGGGAACUUACCGGCAUGGUUCAAAACAGCCCUUCUCUUGGAGUUUCCAUUUUACAAUCGUAAUCUUCCACAAGAAGAGAACUGAGUAUCAUUUUUUGGAAAGAAGAAAAAGAGUGACUCCAGAUUUGUACCUUGAAUUUGAUGAUUCAAGAUUGCUCUGUGGAUUAGAACAACGUAUGCCCUAGAUUAUAUUGUAGGCAUAAAUUAAUUCAUUAAGAAUAAGGUGACUAUGUUGGAAAGAUAAGUCAUCUAAAUUAUGAACGGGAUUCAGAGUUGUAUGUGUGUGUAUAUAUUAUCAACAUAUGUGCAAAAUACAAUAUGCCAUUGUUUAGGAAGGUCAGAUGUUUUCUCUGAAUGAUAUGGAACUGCCUUAAAAUUCCUUAUUGCGUCUCUUAA
Vigna angularis (adzuki bean) is the source of this 1292-nucleotide messenger RNA. RefSeq lists its product as uncharacterized. The record is from RefSeq and is a predicted model, not a curated record. Gene Ontology annotation, biological process: lipid metabolic process. Bases 109 to 981 code for a protein of 290 amino acids. Gene Ontology annotation, cellular component: membrane. Lineage: Eukaryota; Viridiplantae; Streptophyta; Magnoliopsida; Fabales; Fabaceae. Gene Ontology annotation, molecular function: oxidoreductase activity, acting on the CH-CH group of donors. The transcript has 10 exons.